CAUGAAACUCUGGAUAUUAGGCAGAGCUGUUCAGAACACAUUCAAUUAUCUAUGAGGGUAAAGAAAAAUUCUGUGUGUACAGACUGUCCUGCAACAACUGAAAAGAAGAAGAAGCCAGUGCUGUACUGAAACAUUUAUACAGAUUUAAACUGCCAGGGAUAGCUGAACCAGCAACAAUCAUGUGGAAUAUGUGCACAGAGUUCUUCAAAAGUAAAUGCUGAAGUCUUUAAAAAAAGUUGGAAGAACUACUAUCAAGCUAGAUGAAUGUGAAACUAGAACCUCAGUUUGAGCACUCGUAUAGGUAGGCUGAUGGUUGGUCAAGCUACAGCUUAUUACCGUUCUGCUGUCAAUGCACUAUAGCAGCAUGGACGUAGCUCACAGGAGCAUGCUGUCCUCUCCAGCCUGUGACUAUGAUAGCGAUAGCUGCAGUAUGUACUCCAUUUCAAGUCCUGAGCAGCCUUACCAGAGCCCCGAGAGCACAUACUCCAGUGAACCCAUUCUAGACUACUUUUUAUCUCAAGCUUCAGGAGAAGAUGUUUUGAUGUUUAACCGUCCAGGCAUGUGGGAGAAGCCAAGGCAGAAUGUUCAAGAUGGAAUUUUCUUUGACUUUCCAGAUUUCAGUGUUGAAGAACCACUAUCCUUUCAGCCAACUUUAGAUGAGAUUGAAGAGUUUCUGGAAGAGAACAUGAGCCUUCACUGGCACAAUAAGGUAGAACCAUCUCUCUCUGACAAUUUAGAACAUGAAAAACAACUUUCAGUAUCCAACCUCAAACCUGUUAAGGAAGAAAAUUCUGAACACAAUGUCAAAACUGAAUUAAGUCCAGUUGUUGUUCCCAAGGAGUCAUUCAAGACAGAUGAAACCAAAACUGACAUUGUAAGUGACAGUAACCAAACAGUGACUGUGUCUGGCUGUGUGCCAGUGGUAUUACAGCUCCAGCCUGUACCAGCCUUGAAUGGUGAAAAAGGCACUGGACAGAGUCUUAAAAUAGCUCAACUACUUGUGAACAUCCAAGGACAGACCUUUGCCUUGGUUCCUCAAGCCACACCAACACCUCCAAGGAAUUUCAUACGGAUUGCACCUGUACCUAUUUCAGCAAAACCAUCUGAUGGAACAUCGGGGUCAUCAAGCUUUAGUUCUAGUCCAAAAUUCCACAAGCUGGGAUCUCCAGAGCUUUUAAAGGUCCACAAGUGCAGCUAUCCUGGUUGCAAUAAAAUGUAUACUAAAAGCAGCCACCUGAAGGCUCAUGUGAGGCGGCACACUGGGGAGAAGCCAUUCAUCUGUACCUGGCCUGGUUGCAACUGGAGAUUCUCCCGCUCUGAUGAACUGUCCAGGCAUAAGCGCUCACAUUCAGGAAUCAAGCCAUAUCAGUGCAACAUCUGUGAGAAAAAGUUUGCCCGCAGUGACCACCUUUCCAAGCACAUCAAAGUCCACCGGCCAUCACGAUCUGGACGUGCCCUUCCAGUGGAAUGCAACUGAACCUGAGGUGUAACAUAUAGCAAUGGUCUAAGCAGAAAGCACCAGAAGGUGAUAGUAGCUACUAAAGCUGCAUCAGCGGGAGAGACAGUGAAACCACACCAGUCUCUUCGCAUGCAGCAAGGAACCCCAGAGAAGAUCUAAUUCCUGGGACAAGGGAGUAGAGUCAUGGUGUGCCAUUGUGCAAUUUUCCCUUCAAGUGAAUGAUCACAGAGUCAGAGAAGGCUAAGACAUCUGCAAGUGUUACUGGACCAUAGCAAUGUGAUUGUCCAUAAAACUAUUAUUAUUUUACCGAUGUAAUGAUGGAAAAAAAACAAAGUUUGUUUUGUACACUUACAAUGAAGUGAUUCCUUGGGUAAAAUGUGAAAAGGUGCCAUUACAAAACCAGUUUGAAUGCGGGAUUAAUACUGAUAAUAAUGAAAAGCACAAAUUAAAGAAACCAUCCACUUGUGUAUCCCUGCUCAGCAUUUCUUUGCUGUUCUUACUGUAUAGCUGCUCAAAAAACUAGAGACCAUAAUGUGUGUGCCAUGUAGACAUGCAUUCAGUACUAUGAUGUGAAGUAACUUGAUGUAACUGAUAUCACACAUGAAAAAAUGAACAGAUGGAAAUGAAAACUUUUAUUUUAACCUUUUCUGCAAAACAAAAAUUAAAAGGCCUCUGUCUUAUUUCAUGUGAAAUUAUACCACAUACAUUUCCAGGGGUGAAUAGAAUGUUUUAAUACAUAAUACUACUUUUUGAUAAAUAGUUAUGUUUGCUUAGAAUGAAGUUUGACAUAAAACAAGAUUUAAUUCACAAAAGACAUUGUAUCACCCACAAUCUAGAAAGAGAGCAAAACUGGCAAUGGUCUAAAUACAAUAUUACAAUAAAAAAACAACUUUAAGCUAGUAUUUGAUAGCCUGGCAUAAGGUAUUAUACAAUUACUUCCUUUUAAGAAUAAAAGAAAUGCUGGGAUUUGCUAUGGUAUUUGUUCAUAUACAUGAUAUUUACAGUAGCUCAAAAACUGUGAAGGUAAAAUUUGAUAGCCUUGAAGUUAAUAUAGAGUGAGAUUGUAUGGGCAAACACUACACCACAUUGUUUUCUAUAUAAAAAAGUGCACAAGUUUUGUAGAGACAGAGAAAAUGGUAAUGCGUUUUUACGAAUGUGCCUUAAGCAUUUGUGACACUCAUAGUGAAGUGACAGCUUAAGAAAGUAUACAAAAUAGAACAGAAUGGCAUGCUGAUUUAUUUUUAUUAGGACUAGUAACUCACUUACUAGGGAUACAGAUUUCCAGCUGUUAUUUUGAAGGAACAGGAAUGGGUUGAGCCACAGAAAACCAUUUAAAUCCACUUAUGUCUAUCAAUACCUCUCAGAGUACUCAUUUAGCCCUGGUACCCACUAGCUGAGAUACAAGUGUAGUUAGUCUUCAUUCCAUUAACUAUUACAUAUUUAUCCCAUUGCAACCCUGACAUAGCCUUCAUCUUCUCCUACACUUAUACAACAGAUCUGUAGCACUGUAGUGAUUGAGCAGCUACAAAGUGUGGUAAAGCAAAACUGUGUAUGUGCAAAGUCACUCUUCCAUACUACUGGUGCAAAAUAACCUCCAUUUUUGCUUUGUUACACAUGUUACCGUGAUGUUACCUUCAAAGAGCCUUUGUACUGGACAGGAUAUAUAUGUGACACUUAAAAUGGGAUAGGAAUCCAUUGGAUCUCAGUCAGUGCCAGGAAAGCAAGAAUUCCCAGAUAUGUAAUUUUGUAUACUAUUCAGAACACUGAGAGGUAACCUAAAUACACAGUUAAGGUGUUGUAUUUCCUUACAAUUUUCAGAUCCUCCUCGACUGUCUUAUCAUCAUUAUCAUUGUCACUGUAACCAGUUAAUAGCGCAAUACCUUGUUUAUAUUUAGGAACCAUUCUUUGCACAUGUCCCCACAUCCAAUGCAGAUAAAUAUCAUUUGAACUAAUGGAAUGACUACAGUGACAGUACACAUGCUCUGAUCUGUUCUGAGUUUGUUAGCACAGUUUAUUGAUGACUGGGUCAGGUGCCUUUUGAAGAUGGUGUGGGAGAAAAGAGGAAUGAAGAACUAAUACAAGAACUGUAUCCAUAUCUGUUUCAUGUGACCAGUAGUAGAACAGCUUUUUAUUACAGUAGCACUUCAUUAUGCCAAAAAAUGAAAGGUAGUAUGGUUAGUUCCUUUACGGACUUAUUAAUGUAAGCAGUUUUGUUUAUUUAUUUAUUUGUUUUACUCAUCCUUUGUCGAUCAGGUUAGUCCCUCUAGGCUGGUCGCCUCUUUUUAGAGGAGAGUUAACAUGGUAGUCAUACUGAUUAGGGGAAAUUUGGAAAGGACAGUGGAAUGUCCCCAGCAUUUUUUUGAUAAGUUUCAUGGGAUCAUUUAAAUUCACACAUGCCACUAUCAUCUCAGGCAGAUGGGACCUUGGUUUAAUAUCUCAUUUGAAGGAUGCCACACUUGGGACUACAGCACCCCCUAAUGCUGCACUGCAAUGUCAGCAAC
Protopterus annectens (West African lungfish) is the source of this 3960-nucleotide messenger RNA. RefSeq names its product Krueppel-like factor 15. Bases 350 to 1477 code for a protein of 375 amino acids. The record is from RefSeq and is a predicted model, not a curated record. Gene Ontology annotation, biological process: regulation of transcription by RNA polymerase II. Gene Ontology annotation, molecular function: DNA-binding transcription factor activity, RNA polymerase II-specific; RNA polymerase II cis-regulatory region sequence-specific DNA binding. The transcript has 3 exons. Lineage: Eukaryota; Metazoa; Chordata; Ceratodontiformes; Protopteridae.